Messenger RNA from Brassica rapa (field mustard), 6242 nucleotides. RefSeq names its product NAC domain-containing protein 90. Gene Ontology annotation, molecular function: DNA binding. Gene Ontology annotation, biological process: regulation of DNA-templated transcription. Lineage: Eukaryota; Viridiplantae; Streptophyta; Magnoliopsida; Brassicales; Brassicaceae. The record is from RefSeq and is a predicted model, not a curated record.
AAGUCUAAUUAAAAUUAUUUUUGACUGUCGAUGUAUGGAUAACCAAAUGUUAACGUGGGAGCCGGAAUAAAUAUUUUUGUACAAGACACUGCUAAAAUAAUCGUAACACAGGCCAUAUAUCGGUCUAACGUUGUAAAGCCCAACGUAACCAAUUCUCAUAUUAACUAUGAAAUUCAGAUAGAGAACGGAGUAAACAUGAUGAUUUGCCCUAUGUUUUUAAACUUGACUCGGAUAGUGAUCCGAAUUACUUUAUGAAUCACCGGAUAUAUUCAAUUGACUGCACACGAAUCAUAUGUCAACACUUUAAUUAAUUUCAAUAUAUAAUUAUAUAUAUUAACUAUUAAAAUACAAAAAGAAAAUACGUCUAAGACCUAUAGUAAAUAAUUAAAUUUAUUUUAUUCGCUUUAUUUUCGUUUCACGUACAAGAUAUCCAAAGUAAACUAUUUACAAUGAUCAGUAACGAUCAAUAACGUUUACAAUGAUGAAGAGACAAUUUAACUAAAAAAACUUAUAACUAACAUUUGCAAAUUUGGAACACCACAUUCAAAAUAUUUUCAACAUUCAUCUAGAUUAUAUAAUUAUAAUAAUCAAAAAUGACAAUUUAAUUCAACCUAGAUUACAUAUCAUGUUAACAAGUAGCCAGAUUUUAAGUUACAUCAAAAUUUUACGAGUUUUCUUAAACUUUUAAAUAAUGUGUUUCUCUUAAAACUUAAAUCUUAUCACAUAUUUGAUGGUCGGAUUUGCCGGUUCGACCACAUGAUGAUAAUAACUCAAACUCAAAGUGAAGAUAAUAUGCACUAAUUUCUCAUAAGAUUCCAAUCUCAAUCCUAAAACUUUUCAGCUUUUUGUUGUAUAUAAUCUCUUUUUGUAGUAGUUAAGAAAUUAGUUUGUUUAUGUACUUCACUAAAUAAUAUACAAAUAAAUCAUCAAUCAAUACAUUCAGAAUAAACUUAUGGAAAACAAAAAUAUAUAAAUCAGUCUCUUUUCUUAAUUACACUGCCGCAAAUGUCAGUAAAAUAUUUCGAAAUUUCAAUCAUUUGUGUGCCCCCACGGCUCACGCAUGACAAUUGCAUGAGUAAAAAAAUGUCGUAUGAUUAUUACAUUAAUUGAUUUAUGGGCCAUAUAUAUAUAGGGUGGAUUUAGGCCCAAAAGUUUUGGAGGUUUUUUACAUAAGCAUUUUCCCUAAAUUAUAGAAAAGAUUUCCUUUUGAAAUAUUUCAAGCUCCCAACCACAACCGCUCAGAUUCCAAAGGGUUAAUCAAAGCCAUCAACUCGAAUCUUCGAUCAAUAGAGCUCUACGGCAUUUUAUCGGAUGUCGAUUCGAUCAUAUCUUCUGCAUCUCUUUCUGUUUCGUCUUUUUUUAUUUCCCGUAUCUUAAUGGACUGUAGACUAUUUGGCCAAAACAUGUUUGUGUAUGAACCUUUCUAGAGUGGAUCUAUAAACUCAUUCUAUAAUUAGUGCAUUUUUUAGUUGUUCAAAAAAAAAAAAUUUCAAGCUCCCUAAAUCUCAGAUCCAUAUAUAUAUAUAUCAUGUGUGUAUGCCUUGUAAUAGAAUUGUAAAUCUAGCCUUCGUAACGCAAUCUUGAAAUCACAACCAUUUCUAAGAAGCAUACUAGGGUUGAAUUAAAACUAAAUCUAGGUUAUGGUCUUGGGGUGGAUUUCAUUAUAAAAAUCAUAAAAGUUAAUCUUCUAGCAUAGUGAAUUAUGUAUAAAUUUAUUCCCCUUUACACAAUAGGAUUGGGCAUGGCUAGCUAGAUAUUAACUUGGUGGGAGUCGUUAUAUAUCUAUAUAAGAAAUGACACAACAAAUGUGUAUCUGUUCGACUAUGGGGCUUUCCCCUCCUUUAGAGAUGGAGGAGACAUGCCUUUUUGUGUCUUGGUAAUUUGGUUGAUGGACAGAUGAUAGCAGCACUUACUUCGAACGAACGGGUUCGGAUGCGGCUGAAUCUAUCAAUGGAGUUGGUGUAAUGGUAAUGUUAGGGUUUUUUUUUUCCUAAAUACCAUUUCAAUAAAAGCUCUCGAAAGAGAAACAAUAUUACAUGGAAAUGAAAAAACGGAGAAAAACAGAGCUAACACAUGAUGAUAAUACAUAAUGAAAUAAGAAACUCAAAGUGAAGCAAGGAUCAGCGAUUUGAUUAUUCCACUCAGUUAUGGUCCUUAUGGAAAUGAGUGAACCAGAGGGAUAAGUAUGUGGAGCGAGUAUGAGUAUGACCAGCAGAUGGAGGGAUAAGUAAGUAAUGUUAGGGGUUGGUUUCCUUGUGUUUAUGAUUCAAAUCACUUUUGGGAAGAAAGAUUAUUUUAAAAAAGAUUAAAUGAUAAAUUUAGUUCUUUGCAUGAAUGGUUUUAACUUUCUUUAAUAUACGCUGGGUAUCAGUCAAGUCACUUAGAACAACCCUAGUGAAGAGUUUUCAAACAAAGUAUGUCAACUAUAUGUAUCUAUAAAUAUUUAUAUUUUAUUAAUAUAUUAUGAGAACUCUUUUUCAAAGUAUUUCAUUUGAGAUACUUUGGAAAUGAAUUCUCAUGAUUUUGAAAACUUCAAAACAACAUUUGAUAAAAUGUUUUAUUUUCUAUGUUUUAAGAAUUUUUGUGAAAACCUCCUAAUUAAUCAUGCUCUUACUGCGCUCAAGUGUUCAUAACCUAUUUUUUUUCUUGUCACCUACGGCUCACCCAACGUGUUUAAUAUUCUUAAUUCGAAUUCGUUAUUGUGAAACCCUAUGCGCACGUAAUUGUUAUGGAAAGUUUUAACCUAUUAGUUAGAUAGUACUUUCCAUAACAAUAUUGUGUUUAUUAACACCAACGACAAAAGUCCCACAUCGUUGAGGUGAAUCAACGCUCGUCAAUGGUGACAACUUCAUCAAGAUUUUCAUUUGGAUUUGGAGUCUGUGUGAUCUUUUUUUUUUGGUGUAAAUGUUAAGAUUCAUACCAAGAUUUUUCUUUUACAUAGUUUGUGGAUAUCCACUUAUUACAACAAGAAGAAACAGAGCAAGCGAUUACAAAAGGUGAUCUUGUCCUGACGUUAAGAAUGCGUUCAGAAUGCGUUCACACGUUAUACACACGCCAGCACACAUAUCACAUAUGUAUAUGAAAUCUCUCGAGGUGAUUGGUGAUACCUUUUUUUUUGAAGAGGUGAUUGGUGAUAAUAUCAUAUAACAUACAUAUGUCUAGGAGCUUGUCAGGAGAUAGAUUUAGGAUGCCAAUACGUUUAAAGUUUGGUCCACUUAUAUCAUGAAACUAAAUCAUAUUGUUUGUGGAUAUAUCCAUACGGUAUGGACCACUGUUUACAAUCUAUUUGCAUAUCCGAAAAAGGUUUAUUCAUAUGCAAUAUCUACUUUUGAAAAUUAGUCUAAUCCAUUCCACGGAUCCAUAAUACAUAUACUUCAAAUUAAUAAAAAAACAUAUAUAUAUAUAUAUAUCUUUUAACAUAUAUAUAUAAUAAAUUAGUUUUGGAAAAUUAUAUAUAUAUAUAUAGUCAAUGCUGAUAAUUUUGGAAAAUUAGUAAUCACCAUAACUUCUUAUUUGUAAAAAAAUAAAAACAACUAAAGUUGAAGGAAUGAUAUAAGGUAUUUUAUAUGGAAUGUUUUUAAAAAACUUUUGAAAAAUUAAAAAAAUAACUACAAUUAUCAUUUAAUUAAUAGUAUAAUUGUUUUUACAACUAAAAAUAAAUAAAUAAAUCACUAAUAAUUUAUUAUUUUUGAAAAUUCAUACUCUUUUUACCAUUAUUGAUUCUCUUAAUCAAUAACUUCCUAAUGAUCAAAGAAAACAACUGAUAGACGUAGACCAUCUUUAAAAUCUGAUAAAUUACUAGCAUCUUGUAAAUUAUACUAAAUUGCUUGUAAACUAUAUGUAGCGUAAGUUCAUAACCAUGCAGGUGUAGUCGGAUGGUACGGCUGACUUGAAAAGAUAAUAAACGCUUUGGAUUCAAAAUUUAUCAUUUAAAUUUAUUUAUUUGUGUGGUGAGUUAGCGUGGAUAUCGAAUCCAUGUACAAAAACCGGAUUUGCCUAUCACAAGUAAGCCGAUCCGCAAGAUAUUAGUCGAGCCUUCGGGCUCGGAUACCUCCGGUUCUAAAAAAAACUAUUAUUAACAUAUACAAGUAUACCAAAACGUUCACUAAUGACUUCUUUUUAGUCGAGUUUGACAUUUCUAAUAAACCUCAAGUUAAUAGAAGCCACUCAUUUGUUUAGGAAAGAGUCUCGGGGGUGGACCCAUUUCUUAGUUUCCGUAUUGGUUUAUCUAUCUUUGUUUUAAAUUAGAGAUUAGACCCCUAAAUCCUAAUGACGGGUCAGAUAACGCUAGACUGUUUAUUAUGUGCAUAAUUAAACGCAAUGUUUAAAGAAUAACAACUACGUGCUUUAUAGAAAAUUAGUUUAGGCGAAUUAUCUAAAGCCGAAGCAAAAGCUUUAACAUAUUAUUGAUUUAUUUUAUAUAUAUUUUACCAUUUUAUAAAAUAUUUUAGCUUUUGAUUUUAAUUAUAAAUUUUUUUAAAAAAAUUAUUAAAAUUUGAUAAAUAAAACAAAAGAAAAUAGAUAAGUUAUAGAUUUAUACUAACAUUAUUGAUUAGUUUAACAAAUUUAGAUCAAUUUAUACCUAUUAAACCGAUUUAAAAUGAUUUCAUUUAAAUCAUAUAAAUCAAAUUUUAUAAAAAUCAUUUUGGAUAAGAUCGAUUUACCGCCUAGGCCUAGACCGAUUUUUAAAACCAUGAUUAAACGUAUAUUAGUGAUGCAACUGAUCUUUGAUAUACAAUAUUCUUUACGAACCUCAUUACAAAGAAAACUGUCCUAAUUAACAAAAUUAAGAUUAGAAAACAAACCCUAGAAACAAUUGAUUCAUCUGAAUUUGCUUCAAAUAAAGUAUUAUAUUCUAAAAAAGGCAAGCCAUUAAGGAAAAAAAUAAAAGGCAAGCCGAAUAGAAAAAAAUAUAAAAGAAAACAAAGAGAAAAGAGACUGAAAUUUGACGCUAAGACGAGGGCUUGACUCGUUCAAUUGGCGUACGUGCCUCGUAAAAAAAGCUUUACUCAAACAGUAAACACAUGACAACGAAAGUAAUAUUUAAUCAAACACACAUAAAUGUACAAGAACAUCCUUGUCUUUUCCCAUUUCAGUAUAAAUAAAAUUUAAUACUAAAAGUCUAAAAACGCGUAGACCUUUUCUCGUUUCACUCGGACAAACCAAUCUCUACUUCAACAACUUAUUUAAUGCCAGUGAGACCAUAACCUCUAAGUUCAAGAAGCAAAUCGAUUUGUCACAACAUAUAUACAAUAAAGACUUUAAGAGGUUUCCCUUUGCAGCAAGUCAAUUUACAACAUACAAAAAUGGCGGAGGAGCUCACCAUUGGGUUUCGCUUCUAUCCCACGGAAGAUGAACUGAUUGCGUUCUACCUACGAAACCAGCUCGAAGGAAGGAAUGAUGACUCAAUGCACCGUGUCAUACCAGUCCUAGACGUCUUUGAGGUCGAGCCUAGUCAUCUUCCAAAUGUUGCGGGGGAGAGAUGUCGAGGAGAUGCUGAGCAAUGGUUCUUCUUCGUGCCAAGACAAGAACGCGAAGCAAGAGGAGGCAGACCAAACAGAACCACUGAUUCAGGGUACUGGAAAGCGACUGGAUCACCUGGUCCAGUCAUUUCCAAAGAUAACCGAAUGAUUGGAGUCAAGAAAACUAUGGUUUUCUACACUGGAAAAGCACCAACCGGAAGAAAAACAAAAUGGAAGAUGAAUGAGUACAAAGCCGUUGACGAAACAGUCAACUUCUCCACAAUCCCUAAGUUGAGACAUGAAUUCAGUUUAUGUCGGGUCUACAUAACAUCAGGAAGCUCAAGAGCUUUUGAUAGACGCCCAGUGGGAAGUUUACAGACAGAGAGACUGCUUACAAGUGAUGUUGGAGUUGCUGAGACAUCAUUUCGUGUGGGAAGCUCACCAGAAACUUCCAUGUCAGGAGGAGAACAUGUUGAUCUCUCUGUGAACACAGAGAUGGUUGAUGGUUUAACUGAACCAAUGUGGGAAUGGGAACAGCUGAACUGGUCUUGAAUCUAGCGAGAUCCAUAAGCAAAAUAAAGUUUACUACGUUCUUACGUUAUUGUUUUUUAAUUACCAUGGAAGUUGCAGGUCUUACGCCCAUUAUAUCCUAUAGAUCUAAAGCUUUUGAAAUUACGUUGAUGAUGAUUAUAAAGAUUCCUUACGUUUUUCCUUGUAACGUAAGAAUUUGAGAAAGAAUAAAUGACAAAAGGUGAAACUAUAAAAUGAUUUUAUUAAGUU